Macadamia integrifolia is the source of this 2736-nucleotide messenger RNA. RefSeq names its product condensin-2 complex subunit H2. NCBI's taxonomy places the organism in Eukaryota, Viridiplantae, Streptophyta, Magnoliopsida, Proteales, Proteaceae. Gene Ontology annotation, biological process: meiotic chromosome condensation; mitotic sister chromatid separation. Gene Ontology annotation, cellular component: nucleus; condensin complex. The coding region runs from base 395 to 2416 and encodes 673 amino acids. The record is from RefSeq and is a predicted model, not a curated record. The transcript is spliced from 11 exons. Gene Ontology annotation, molecular function: chromatin binding.
CUGGAUACCUUUCCAUACGGACCAUCAAACGGUCUAUGGUUUACACCGUCAUCGUAUGUAACGAUGUGCGCAAUGGGUGGCGUCAUACGCACCUCACCUCAAGAAUCGAACGAGAAGAAAAUAAGCGGGAAGACGAACAGUUGAAGCCUGGAAACUCCUGUACUCUCACUCUCUCUCUUUCUCUCGCUUGCUGUCUCGCUUCAGCAUCGACGUGCACUUCUUUCUUCGUUUCCCUGUUAUCAGGCUUCUUCCUGCAACCAAAUUUCCCCGUUUGUAUUUUUUUUUUUUUUUUGUUAAAAAAAAUGUCAUUUUCUUUCGUCCCAAAUUCAAAAUCUAGGGUUUCGAUUGGCAUGGAGAUGGCACAAAAUGGGGCGGUUGCUUUGGUCCUUUGAAGAUGAAAAACAGUGAAGAUCAGAGCACUGAAGGAAGCAGUGAAAGAUUUCACAUUUUGCAGCCGCUUCGUGACCUUGAAUCUAAUUGGGCCGUUGAUCUUGCCAAGAACCUCGAAGAGUAUCUUUUGAAGAUCUGUUCUGGUGAGAUUACUAGCGAAGAUGAUGGCCAACUCUCUGUGAACUUCGCUGAAGCUGCUCUGGUGCUUCAAGGUUCUAUUCAGGUGUACAGCCGGAAAGUGGAAUAUCUGUAUUCAUUGGUUUUGCUUGCUUUGAAUUUCAUUUCUCAGAAUCGGCAUCAGGAUCAGCUGGAGAAUACUUCAGUCCAGCCUGACGGAGUUGAUUCCCAUACAGUUCCUGAUGAGGAGAAUGAAUUGUUUCUGGGUUUAGAUGAUGUGCAAGUGGAAGAUAAGAAUUGCCUCGAUGAUGAGCCUGGUAAUGAAAAUAAUGAAGUGUUGCAUCACUUUGUGAAGCCUCCUUCAAAUUUAGUUGUAUUAGAAGGCGAUUGUUUAGACGUGACUGGUGAUGCUGGGGAAUUAGAAUCUUAUCUGCUAGCCACCAGUGAUUUGUACCAAGAUUUUCUUCUGUUAGAUCCUUGUGAUGCUGUAGCAAUUAAUGAUUUUUUGAAAGGGGAUCAAGCUGGUAAACAACAAAAUAUCUCCAAUAGAGGCAGCUCUUUGAAGUCAAAGGGUCGGAAAAACUUUCUGUCUCCAACUAGACAAUCUGUCGGUGCAGCUCAUAAGUCAACUUUUGCACAAAGUCAGGAUUUAAAUAACAGCCAGAAUCCUGGGGUUGGCGGCAAUGCUGAAGUUAAUUUUGAUAAUGUUUGGCCAGAACCUCCUACUUGUAAUGCUUUUGAUGGUAAUAAUGAAAUGGAUGGUGGAUAUUCAGACCAUAUGGAUGUUCAGGAUGAUGACGAUGAUGAUCCAUGGAAGCCUUUGAAUCCCCAUGAGCCUGGAAAUUUGAAAAUAAAACCAUUUAAGAAAGUAAAAGUUGUCAGAAGGAAGGAGAUAAGCUCUACCAAGAUCUCUUUAACUGCACAAUUUCCUCUAGCAAGACUCAAUGGGACCAUAGAUUCAGAAUUUUCUGAAAUUUGGGAUGCACAAGUCCAUACUCAAGAAAGGUUACAUGGUUCUCAAUCCCCUCCACUUUAUGAGAAGCUACGACAAUCACUUGUUCUUGGAUGGCGAACUACCAAUGCUUUUAGUAGUCUUGAGGAUGAAGAUGAGGAUGACAAUCCUGAUAAACCAGAUUUUGAGGAAGCUGAUAUCAACAUUCCAGGGAUUACUCACAUGGAUCCAGAAAUCCCUUUAUGUGAUGAAGAGGGGGAUGACGCUGUUUGUUUUGAUAACAAUGAAACAUAUGGAGUGGAAGAAUCAAAUGGCCUUGAAGAUCUUUGCCGUGCACACCUGGAUGCUUUACUUGCUAGCAUUGCAGCAACUGAGCAGCAGACUGAAUUGGCUUCUAGGGUUUCCUCAUGGAAACAGAGAAUUGAGCAGAACUUGGAAGAGCAAAAUUCUCAUGCACCAUUUGAUAUUCAUGAAUAUGGUGGGAGAGUUAUGGAAAAACUAUCCUUGGAAGCAAAUGGUGUAGAUGGCAUGUCCUUCACGGACAUUGUGAGAGGCCAAGAAAAACAUGAUGUUGCUAGGACUUUCUCUGCACUUCUGCAACUGGUGAACAAUGGAGAUGUAGAUCUCGAUAGAAGUGACUAUGUUGGUGAGCCUGUAUGUUAUACAGCUAAAAAUCCUUUUAAUGUACGGGUUGUUGGUCAUGACAACAGAGGGGAGGUAGUGAAGCAUCAUUCCUUUAAAAAGAGGGCAAGGUCUCCUUUGAGAAAAGCUCAUGUCAAAAGAGAUGGAGGCAAACCAGCUGGAAAACAACAUCCGGAAUCCAGUUCAUCUGCUUUGGAAUUUACCUCUUCGGUAAAGUCUUUGGGACCAAAUGAAAAGUUCUCUGUAAAGCUUGAAAAGGUCAACAGGGUUAGAUGUACCCCUGAAGGAAAGAGAAGGCGAAAACCUCGGUUUUGAUUGUAACAGUUGACUUACAAUCUAUGCUGGGUAACAUGAAUUAAUUAUUCCUCAUAAUUCAGUUGGCUGUCACCCGAAAUCAGAGACUUGGAUAAAAUCACAUAUUGUACUGUAGUACAAGUAAUCAUUCAUAUUUGUGUGAAUGGUUGUCUUGAUGUUACUAAUGGUAUAGUCGCAACCUGUGUCUGUAUGUACUUUUCUAACUACAACUUAGAUGAUGCCCGGGGGGGGGGGGGGAAUUAAUUUGCACAAUGUACUGAUGAUGGAUUUGUAACGCUAUAUUUUAAUAAAUUCUCAAUUAUUCUUGUUUGGGUAAAUUA